AAGAAGAAGAACAUCAAUAGAAUGAACAAACAGAAGAAUCACUCGCACGCGCACUCACGCACAACCUUCUUUCCCAUAAACACUCCAGCAAACUCUAAAGGGAUGGCCGGUGGCAACCACCCCAAGUCCUCUUCCAAUAAAGGCCCAUCCGCCUCCACCUCCGCCACUUCAUCCCACCGUAAAUCCCGCUGGGAAUCACCCAAACAGCCACCUUCCGACCGAAAAUCCAACCCCUCUCCCAAACCACCCACUCCCGUCCAAUCUAAACCCCUACCCGACCCCGCCCACGCCCCAUUCACUCCACCCGGACCUCCUUUCCCCUUCUCUGACCCACCACCACCUCCUGCUUACGGUUUUCACAUGCUCGACCGCCGUACAAUUAUCCUCGCCGACGGCAGUGUCCGCUCCUACUUCGCCCUUCCGCCUGAUUACGACUUCACUCCCCGCCACGUGGACCCCUCCCACCGCUUUUUACGGAACGAUUUCGGUAAUCGGUUUCCGCCACAAUUGAGUCCCGAAGUGGGAGGGUUUCGUGACAAUCGGGAGUUUUGGAACAAACCGAUUGGUGGGCCCGACGGGGUGGGACCGAUGAAGAGGAAGUACGGUGAUGAUUUGCAAUAUGUGAACCCUAGCGGCGAGGGUUUGGCGGGAACGAGUGGGCCGUUUGAAGAGGAAUUGAGGCCUUCCAAGUUUAUGAGAAAUGGUGUUGGUGGUGGUCAGAGUGUAGUGAAGCAUAAGUAUUUUGAGGUUGAUGAGAAUGCCCUAAACAAGGCGUUUUUACAUUUCGUGAAGGCCAUUAAUGAGAAUGUGGCGCAGAGGAAAAGUUAUUUGGAGAACGGGAAGCAAGGACGACUUCAGUGUAUUGCGUGUCGCAGGUCUUCAAAAGAUUUCCACGAUAUGCAUGGCCUGAUAAUGCACACGUACAACUCAGAUAAUGCUGACUUGCGUGUGGAUCAUUUGGGCUUGUAUAAAGCUCUUUGUGUAUUAAUGGGAUGGAAUUACUCGAAGCCUCCUGAUAACUCUAAAGCCUAUCAGUUUUUACCUCCUGAUGAAGCAGCAGCAAAUCAGGAUGAUAUGAUUAUAUGGCCACCCACUGUGAUAAUUCAUAAUACAAUUACGGGGAAGGGUAAAGAUGGGCGCAUGGAAGGAUUGGGAAACAAAGCAAUGGAUAAAACAAUAAGAGAUCUCGGUUUUGGAAGUGGCAAGUCAAAAUCAUUGUAUGGAAGGGAGGGUCAUCUGGGCAUCACUCUUGUAAAGUUUGCAGGUGAUCAAUUAGGGCUAAGGGAUGCCUUGCAUUUGGCAGAAUACUUUGAGAAGGACAAUCGUGGACGCAAGGUCUGGUCUCGUGUGCAGCCCAUGAUGUUGGGCAAAGAUGAUCAGAAUAAUCCAAGUCUUUUGACGGUGGAUCCAAGGACCGGAGAGAAAAAGAGGAUCUUGUAUGGCUAUCUCGGAACUGCUAAUGAUCUGGACAAGGUUGAUUCUGAAACAAGGAAGAAGGUUGUGAUUGGGAGCCAGAGGGAACUCAAAGUAUCCAAGUAACUUAUGGGUACAUUCCAAGCGUGGAAGGUCAUGGGAGGUUAACGAUGUUUGAUUGCUAACAGUAUUUGAGGUUAAGAUGUGGCAUCCUCAACUAUUUAUAAUGUUACACCAUUUGUCGUGCAAUAUUUGAUUGGCAAUAGGCAUUAAUGGUUAAUCUUAAUAUAGGCUUUCUGAGCUGCCCGUUCUUUUUUUCUUAGUAUAAAAUAUCG
Messenger RNA from Pistacia vera, 1748 nucleotides. RefSeq lists its product as uncharacterized. The record is from RefSeq and is a predicted model, not a curated record. Gene Ontology annotation, biological process: regulatory ncRNA-mediated gene silencing. The transcript has 4 exons. Bases 22 to 1539 code for a protein of 505 amino acids. NCBI's taxonomy places the organism in Eukaryota, Viridiplantae, Streptophyta, Magnoliopsida, Sapindales, Anacardiaceae.